Rhizopus microsporus ATCC 52813 is the source of this 2071-nucleotide messenger RNA. Its product is annotated as TPR-like protein. Lineage: Eukaryota; Fungi; Mucoromycota; Mucoromycetes; Mucorales; Rhizopodaceae. Gene Ontology annotation, cellular component: anaphase-promoting complex. The transcript is spliced from 8 exons. Gene Ontology annotation, molecular function: protein binding. Gene Ontology annotation, biological process: cell division. The annotation marks the transcript as partial. The record is from RefSeq and is a predicted model, not a curated record.
CAAUGAUUUUAACUGACGAUUCCAUUCAAGCUUUUAAAGUACAAUUACAACAAUCUAUCAUUGUGUGUUCAGAAAGAGGCUUAUUUUAUGCUUCUAAAUGGGCAGCUGAAGUGUUGAAUGGUAUUAAGGACGACUUUCUCGAUGACAAAGUUCCAUUCACACAAAAUGAAGUUCAUAUACCAACAAUAUCAACUUAUCAUACAGACUAUGAAUCAUCAUUACCACCCCUUUCAGAACGAGAUUAUAACCUGUACCAGUAUGCAAAGACUCUAUUCAACAUUCGACACUUUCACAGCGUCAUGGAUGUCUUGGGUCAAUCUAAACAUCCCAAGCUUUAUUUUCUAAGGCUUUAUGCAAAAUAUUUGGCAGGCGAAAAGAGAAAAGAAGAAUUCAGUCAGGACGUUCUGGGAGCGACAGAACAGACGAGAGCAGAUAAUGCAGAACUAGAGUCCAUCUAUCGAGAGCUACAUGAGGAUUAUGAGCAUGGGAGAUUAGAUGCGUUUGGAUUGUAUCUGUACGGUAUUGUAUUGAAAAAGCGGCAGCUGGCAUUCAGAGCUGCCGCCAUAUUAUUAGAAUCCAUUCGUAAAUAUCAGUAUAACUGGUCUGCAUGGGUAGAGCUGGCGACACUAGUGCAGACUAAAAAAAUGUUUAUGGACCUGAGAGCCUUAUUGAAUCGAGAGUUCGAGACGAGUGUCAUGAAAGAGUUCUUUUUGGCAAAGUUGUGCAUUGAUUUAAAUCAACCUGGCAACUUCUUUAAGGAUAUCAUGGACCCUUUGGAUCAAUAUUUUUCUCGUAGUGCCUAUGUUUUAUCUCAAUGGGCAACCUUUUAUUAUGAUUCAAUGGACUAUAAUGAAUCACUUGUGCUUUUUGAAGAACUGCGUAACUCAUAUCCUUCUCGAUUGGACGAUAUGGACGUUUUUUCAAAUUUGCUCUAUUUACAAAAUCUAAAGCAUAAACUAUGUACACUUGCCUUGGAAUGCGAGAAAAUAGACAAGUAUCGACCAGAGACCUGCUGUGUACGUGGAAACUAUUGUGUUCUAAAACACGAAACUGCAGAAUCUGUAGAGUAUUUCAAAAGGGCCAUCAAGUUAAAUAGAAGCUACCAUCUUGCUUGGACUUUGUUAGGCCACAGUUAUUUCGAGCUUCAAGAUCUGAGUGCAGCUAUUGAGUGUUAUAGGCGUGCAGUGGAGGUCAACAACCGAGAUUACAGGUCAUGGUUUGGACUGGGCCAAGUCUAUGAAGUCAUGAAAUAUCCAUAUGAUGCACUCUACUACUACCAUAAAGCCACUAAUUUACGACCACGAGAUAGUAGAAUGUGGGCAGCUCUAUCUGGAUGUUAUGAAGUAUUAAAACAACAUGAUGAAGCGUUGAACUAUAAGCAUAGAGCUGAGGCAUGUGAUAGAUUGAAAGAUAGAUCGGAAAUGGUACAGAUAGCAGAAAUAUUCAAGAGAAGAGGAAGGCUUGAUAUAGCCAUUGACUUUUACCACAAGAUCUGGCAACGCUCAGUUCAAGAGAAUGCCAUUGAUGAAAUAACUGCAGACAUUAGUAUACAGUUAGCAAGAUAUGCCAUGUCAAAGAAUCAGCUACAUGAUGCUGAACAAUAUGCUAUCACAUCUCUCAAUAUGAGCCAUCCUUACCAUGAACAAGCAAGAGAUAUUUUAGAUGAGAUAGGCCGAUUAAGUAAAGCCAGUGUGUAAAAAUAGCCUGAAUACUCUAGUAAAACAAUACCACACAAUGAUUUGAACUGAUUGUAAUAUAAAAGAACUUACCUAUAUAAACCACUUAAAUUUAUAUUCUCAUACAUAUACUCCAUAAGCUAUCGGACUACUUUGGCCAGGAACAAAAAGGACACUUUCUAAACUGUUCACGUGAGCCAUUACCAUCCAAAGCUCCAAUCACGGAGCUUUCAUGUAUAAACGGACUUGCAAGAAACCAGUUUUUUUAUUUUAUACCAUUAUCAAUAGCUUCAAAAUCACAUUACCAUCGAAAAUAAGGGAUGAACCUUUGUAUCUUUAGUCUUGUCGAUCACUAAGGGUCAUAAAGUUCUUUUCUUUGUUAAUAUAUGGGAUAG